This is a messenger RNA of Mixia osmundae IAM 14324, 786 nucleotides long. RefSeq lists its product as uncharacterized. The transcript is spliced from 3 exons. Lineage: Eukaryota; Fungi; Basidiomycota; Mixiomycetes; Mixiales; Mixiaceae. The record is from RefSeq and is a predicted model, not a curated record. Bases 1 to 786 code for a protein of 261 amino acids.
AUGAGUGGCAGUACCGCUCUGCAGGGCCGAAGCUGUCUCAUCACCAAUGCGGCAAGCAGUCCCCUCGCUGCUCAGCUGGUCACUCAUCUCUUCACAUCUGGCGUCAAUCUAGCGCUCUGUGACCUCAACAGAGACGCAGGAAAGAAUCUGUGCGGCGACUUGGCAAGCAAACCGCUCGCUCCCGGGGGGAGACGACCCCAUCUGCUCUUCGCCCACUGCGACACAAAGGACAACGAUGCUCUGAGACGCUUCGUCGCGGAUGUCAGCAAGCAGUUCACCCGCUUGGAUGGCAUCGUCCAUUUACCCUUGCCGCGAUCAGAUCCACAGCCCCUUCACCGAAUGGAGCCAUCUGACUUUAUCACCCCUCUGACAGCUUCGCUCACAUCUGCCUUCAACGUCAUACAAGCUGCAUUGCGCGUCUUUCAUCGGCAGAAGGAAGUCGCAGAUCCACCGGACGGAGACUAUUCCGUCGUCAUCGUCGGUGACGAGCUCGCGCUGCAUGCAGGCGAGCAACUCUGCAGUCACACUGCCACUCAACACGCAAUACUAGGACUGAUCAAGACGGCCGCAAGAGAAGCUGGACCACAUCGUCUGCGCAUCAAUAUGGUCCUCGCCCCGCUUCUGGUCAGUCAGAGCACAGGACUAUUCUCGACACGGCCAGAAGUACCCAUGGAACGUGCUGCUACUCCCAAAGAGAUCAUAGGCGCCGUCUGCUUCCUACUUGGACCAACUUCCUCCUACAUGACCGGCACGCAUCUGCUCCUCGACGGCGGCAACGCAGCAUGA